UUUUUUUUUUUUUUUUUUGGGGUUGCUUUUUUGUUUUUUUUUUUUGUAUCUUUGUUUUUGUGGUAUAAUGUCGUCUUUGCCAGGAACGGUACCGCGGAUGAUGCGCCCGGCUCCCGGACAGAAUUACCCCCGCACCGGAUUCCCUCUGGAAGUGUCCACUCCUCUGGGCCAGGGACGGGUCAACCAGCUCGGGGGGGUCUUCAUUAACGGUCGGCCGCUGCCCAACCACAUCCGACACAAGAUAGUGGAGAUGGCCCACCACGGGAUACGGCCGUGCGUCAUCUCCCGACAGCUGCGGGUCUCCCACGGCUGCGUGUCUAAGAUCCUCUGCCGCUACCAGGAGACUGGAUCCAUCCGGCCCGGCGCCAUAGGAGGCAGCAAGCCCAGGCAGGUAGCCACGCCGGACGUGGAGAAACGGAUAGAGGAGUACAAGCGGGACAACCCCGGCAUGUUCAGCUGGGAGAUCCGGGAUAAACUGCUGAAGGACGGAGUGUGUGACAGAAGCACAGUCCCUUCAGGUGAGGCCUCCUCUGUGAGUUCGAUCAGCCGUGUACUUCGCGCUCGGUUUGGAAAGAAGGACGAUGAGGACGAGUGUGAUAAAAAGGAUGAAGACGGAGAAAAGAAAACCAAACACAGCAUCGACGGCAUCCUCGGAGACAAAGGCAGUCGGAUGGAUGAAGUGUCAGAUGUGGAGUCAGAGCCUGACCUCCCGCUCAAGAGGAAGCAGCGCAGGAGUCGGACCACGUUCACAGCGGAGCAGCUGGAGGAGCUGGAGAAGGCUUUCGAGAGGACCCACUACCCUGACAUCUAUACCAGGGAAGAGCUGGCCCAGAGGACUAAACUGACUGAGGCCAGGGUCCAGGUGUGGUUCAGCAAUCGAAGAGCCAGGUGGCGAAAACAAGCAGGAGCUAAUCAGCUGGCAGCAUUCAACCACCUUUUGCCGGGUGGCUUUCCUCCCACAGGGAUGCCAACACUUCCAACGUACCAGCUGCCAGAGUCCAGCUACCCAACCAACACUCUGCCCCAAGACAGUGGUGGUACAGUUCACCGUCCCCAGCCGUUACCUCCAUCUACCAUGCACCAAAGUGGUCUGUCCAGCAAUGACAGCAGCUCUGCCUAUGGGCUAGCCUCCAACCGCCAUGGCUUUUCCAGCUAUUCUGACACCUUCAUGAGCUCUGCAGCACCUAGCAAUCACGUCAACCCUGUCAGCAAUGGACUCUCCUCACAGGUGAUGAGCAUCCUGAGUAACCCCAGUGGUGUUUCCUCACAGCCACAACACGACUUCUCCAUUUCACCACUGCACAGCGCCUUGGACUCCUCUCCAUCUAAUGCCAUCACAGCCACCUGCAGUCAGCGUCCAGCUGAGUCCUCCAUUAAGACAGUGGACAGUCUUCCAUCGUCCCAGUCCUACUGCCCUCCGACGUACAGCACCACCAGUUACAGCAUGGACCCAGCUGUUGCUGCCGCCGGCUACCAGUACAGUCAGUAUGGCCAGACUGCUGUGGAUUAUUUGGCGAAGAAUGUCAGCCUGUCCAGUCAGCGCAGGAUGAAGCUGGCCGACCACUCAGCUGUGCUGGGACUGCUGCAGGUUGAGACUGGCCAGGCUUAUUAGCCCUCACCUAACAUAGUCAAACAACAUGACACCUAGCCACCAGCACAACCCCCACCUCCUGCUGCCAUCCAUAUGAACCUCCCAGAGAUGUGUGUGUGUGUGUGUGUGUGUGUGUGUGUGUGUGUCAUAGAUAUAUGUGGGGCUGAUUUUUAGCUUUUUCACAUUUUAUUUUAUUACUGCUUCUCCAGAACGAUGCAGCUGUCUAAGCUUUAAACAUUCCCCAUGGGACCAACCAAAUCCGCAACAACGACUUCCACUCUUACCAAUGUUGUAAAGUGUUUUUUAAUGUGUUCUUAUACAAUAUUAUAAUAUAAUAUAUAUAAUAUAUAAUAAUAUUGUAUUAUAAUAUAAUACUGUAACAAAAUUUGUACACAACAUCAGUGUGUUUAACCGUACUGGAUAACUAUGAAGUAGGUAUAAUUACUAUGUGAAGCCUGAGUGUAACCUGUGCUAUCCAAAACAUAUUUCACAUAACCUGGGACAGAUGUUUCUUAUGAACCAUAAACUCCAUGUCCUCACUAUUUACACGUGAGGAUGACACACAAGUGAUUUCAUGAAAUGUCUGUCAAAGUGAAAGAGCUAAACAACAGAGAAACAGCUCUACCGUGGUCCAGCAAACAACAAAAUGAUGCGUUACACUCAUUGUUUAAUGGUGUUACAGACUGAAGCGUUUUCUUUCUUCUGAAGUUGAAACAUUUAGAACUCAUAUGUGAUUUUGCGUCUGUUCAGAACACAUUCUAACUCCCAUACAGCAGCUUGGUCAGUGAUCCAAAGCUCCAAACUGAUGCUUUUCUUACCCCUGCAGAGUCACUUUGUCAUGUGCAGGGCUCUGCUGUCAAGUUAGCAACAAUACAUAUAUAACAUCCAGUUGGACUUCUCAAAAAGAAAGCUUGCUGACAAAAUUCCACAGAUUAUGACAUGUUACGACCUUGGACUGUCAUUAAUGUGUGAAACAGUUAGGUUUAGGCACAAAAUCUACCUGGUUAGGUUCAGGAAAAGAUCAUACUUUUGGUUAAAAUAAGAAAGAUGACUUAUGUAAAUAACAUAUGUGUGUGUCAUAAGUUAACUAGCUAACAUAAAUUCAAGACAAAUCAUCAAACAUUUUGUUGCACACAGGACUCACAUCCUGGUCUCCACCCAGGCCACUUUUCUCACUUUUUGGACUUUUCUCACUCUUUGUACCUCAUACUUUUUACUUUUAAACUAUACUAACACAUAUCGUACCACUGACCAGGCUGCUAUGUUGGAGCUGUUGAGAAUGAGAACGGCUGCAAAUCAUGCCAUAACACUGUGUAACAUUCAUGUGAAAAACUCUCUGUGUUCACUCUGAACACACCUGAGGGAAACAACCCACUGACUCUGUUAAGUCCGCAUUGUUACUUAAGUCGUGUUUCAUUCCCCGCCGUACUUUUCUGGUUGGGUUGUCGGACAACUGCACAUGUGAUUUGAUUACAGCUCAUGGAUGCUACCUCAUAUUCAAGUAUGUUGUACUUUUGACACAGCAUCACAGAGAAUUUAAACAACACAAAAAGAGCAUUUUCAAGUGCUGGAUCCCAAGUAGACGCAUUGGUCCUGGAUGACUUUUAGUGUUUCAAGUUUAAAAUAUUUUGUAUUUUAUGUUGAACCAAUUAACUUUAUAUCAGCACAAAAUAUUGGCAGCUUAUAAAGAAAAAAGUGUCGGCCGUUGUGUGUGUGUGUGUAAGUAUGUAAGGGAGAAAAACAACUCUGUAGCAGACUGAUGUGGACAAAUUCAGCCAAUCCUGUCUCUGUUGUAACACUGCAGUCCUUUUUAACAACAACAACAACAACAACAACAACAACAACAACAACAAGACCUCCUGAAGAGCUUUUGCAAUUGCUGGAGGUCAAACAAUCUCUUGAUGGAGCAACUGACAUCCAAUGUGACAAUCACACUCCACUUUUGUUGGAUCUGGACAUUUAGUAUCUCUGACAGCUUAGUAUCACUCAUAACAGUUCUUUUUCUCAUUUUCUUUUGAUCUAAGUUAAUUCCAUGUCUACUCAUUGUAUUUAUCCAUGAAAAACACUGGACAGUACUACGACAAUCUAACAUCAGCUAUGAUCAUAUCAGUUUACUUGUUACAACUGGACGAGUUAACGGUCUUCUUCAGUUAACCAGUAUAUCCACAGUUCCUUUUAUAAAUAACUGUUUCAUGCUUGCUAAAUGAAUUCCUUGAGGAAAUAUAA
Messenger RNA from Scatophagus argus, 3817 nucleotides. RefSeq names its product paired box protein Pax-7-like. Lineage: Eukaryota; Metazoa; Chordata; Actinopteri; Scatophagidae. Gene Ontology annotation, biological process: regulation of transcription by RNA polymerase II; anatomical structure development. The transcript has 9 exons. The record is from RefSeq and is a predicted model, not a curated record. Gene Ontology annotation, molecular function: DNA-binding transcription factor activity, RNA polymerase II-specific; RNA polymerase II cis-regulatory region sequence-specific DNA binding. The coding region runs from base 68 to 1612 and encodes 514 amino acids.